AUGGGCCGCGACAUGCGCAUUGUCAAGAACGCGCAGGAGUCUCUGUACACCGAAGAAGACGCAAUCAACAUUGCGAACGGAUUCGAGGAUAUUUUAUCCGAGUUUUCGCAGGACCUGAGCUUACCUGUUGGUGACGAGUGGAAUUUUCGACAUGAAUUGUCGCACGCAGCUUUGAGGGCCGGCCUCGGCCAGUCAUCUGAUGCUACUACAGGACCGAGUUUCGACUGGAACUCGAACAAAACAUUGAUUUAUAUGUUUCAUGACACUGUUGCCGCUUUUGCGCAAAACACGUCGAUUCUAGAUGGCCAAGUCAAUUCUUUGACAUACAAAGAUCUGGCCAAGUGCAUUGCCAGUCGUGCCGCCGACUUGGCGGACAAUGGUUAUACCUUCUAG
Messenger RNA from Cordyceps militaris CM01, 393 nucleotides. RefSeq lists its product as uncharacterized. Lineage: Eukaryota; Fungi; Ascomycota; Sordariomycetes; Hypocreales; Cordycipitaceae. The record is from RefSeq and is a predicted model, not a curated record. The transcript has a single exon. Bases 1 to 393 code for a protein of 130 amino acids.